UUAGAGGAGAAAAACAAAAAAAAUAUUCUGAACCAAUGGACUGCAGACACAGUACAGGAGAUGACCAGAGACUGUGGAUGUACUACAGGAGAUGACCAGAGACUGCAGACAGUACAGGGGAUGACCAGAGACUGCGGACACAGUACAGGGGAUGACCAGAGACUGCGGACACAGUACAGGGGAUGGCCAGAGACUGCGGACACAGUACAGGAGAUGACCAGAGACUGCAGACACAGUACAGGAGAUGACCAGAGACUGCGGACACAGUACAGGAGAUGACCAGAGACUGCGGACACAGUACAGGAGAUGACCAGAGACUGCGGACACAGUACAGGAGAUGACCAGAGACUGCGGACACAGUACAGGAGAUGACCAGAG
Staurois parvus is the source of this 378-nucleotide messenger RNA. NCBI's taxonomy places the organism in Eukaryota, Metazoa, Chordata, Amphibia, Anura, Ranidae. The record is from the annotation of a GenBank genome assembly.